AUGAAUGACAUUCUACUAGGGUACUUGGAAAAACCAGGGAGCCACAUAGUUUUGGAUUCUAGGUAUUUUCCUUCAAAGUUUGGAGGAAAGCCUGCUUGGCUUAACCCUCAGAACCUUCCUAAGUACAGAGAUUUGCAAUGUAACAGUUGUGGAACAAGAAUGAGGUUCUUAUUGCAGGUUUAUGCGCCUCAGGAUGAUCGAGAAGAUCUAUUUCAUAGAAGUGUUUUUGUAUUUAUAUGUACAAAUUGUACUUGUAGUGUUCAAGCAUUCCGUUGUCAACUCCCUCGAAAAAAUGAUUAUUACGACUAUAAUCCAGCUCCAACCUCCUUUCUUUUUGAAAAUAUCAGCCCCGAGAAAGUUCUUUCUGAGCUUAAGGAGUUGAAUUUUAAUGAUGUUUGCAAUAUAUGUGGGAUGCCUUUAUCUGUUGAGUCUAAGGAACAAGGAUCUAAUGUUCACGAUAAAUGUAAUAAAGGUGAUUCUGGAGGGAGCAGAGCAGUAUUAGAUGAGUUCAGCCUAGAUAUUGAGAUAUGCUCAACAGACGAAGAAGAUGAGGAAGAUGAGGGAGACGAAGAUGAUCAGGAAGAAACUGAUAAUGAUGGCGGUGAAGAUACUCCAGACGAAGAGAUGAUACCCACAAUUAGGGAAAACAGUACUAGUAAUGAAGAAAUACCAGGUAAAUCUGAUAACAUUAAUCACAAAGCUAUAAAGUUAGAACAAGAGCAGAGAAUUGAAAAUGAAAAACAACACUUUGAGAACGUUAAUAGACAAAUCAUAGAUCCCAAGUCAUCAGAAUACAAGCUAUUCCAAGAUUAUAAAAACAAAUUUUCUGAAAAUAUUGAUAACGUUUUGGACCACUCUGAAAUGAGGGCCUUUGGAAAGAUAUCAAACUCUAACGCAGAAAAAGACGCUAUUUUUGACAAGUUCAUAAAUAAAUCAAGAAAGUAUCCUGGUCAUAUUAUUAGAUAUAGCCACAAAGGGUCGCCUUUGUGGAUCUCUGAUAAAAAUAUCCCCGCAGAAAUUCCUCAUAGCUGUCCUCUCUGCAAGUCAAGCCGAAUUUUUGAAUUUCAAAUUCAGCCGGAAGCCAUUGUUUUAGGAAAUCUUCCAAGCAAAAUAGAAUUUGGAGUUAUUGCAAUAUUUACAUGCUCCAAUAACUGCCAAAUCGAUAAUUAUGCUCCAGAAUAUGUUCAAAUUCAAAAUAAUCCAUAUUAA
Cryptosporidium ubiquitum is the source of this 1209-nucleotide messenger RNA. RefSeq names its product programmed cell death related protein. The record is from RefSeq and is a predicted model, not a curated record. Gene Ontology annotation, cellular component: cytoplasm. NCBI's taxonomy places the organism in Eukaryota, Apicomplexa, Conoidasida, Eucoccidiorida, Cryptosporidiidae. The transcript has 2 exons. The coding region runs from base 1 to 1209 and encodes 402 amino acids.